GAAAAUUUCGAGAUCUUAUUGUGGAUAUCUUAGAAGAAAGCUGGAAAGAUGAAGUACGUAAUAAACUUGCUGAAGUAUUCAAAAACAAUGAAGAAGAUUUCGCCAGAAUUCUUUUUUUCCUUGAUGAAGAAGACAAAGCUUACAAAGACGACAGUGACAGACCUUACGCACCACAAUGGAGAUCUUUGAAAGCCAAAGUGAAGAUGGAUAAAGCUUUUCGAGAGUUUGCCAAAAGGCUUUCAGAUGAAACAAGAAUACCAAAAAAAGAUGAAAGGUUUCGAAAGCAUUUGAUCAUCGUUUAUGAACAAAUAUUGUCCCAUUGCGACGACACAGUUGAAAUAGAAAAAUGUCAGAAACCCGAUCCUAAUCAAUUUGAUGCGAUUUCUAAGUCAGCUUUUAGUGGUUUGGCAAGGGCUUGGAGUAUCAUUCCUACAGAUUCGAAAGUUUCUCUUAUGAAUAGCAUUAGAGAAAUCGUAAGUAAAUCUGGUAUGACUCAAGUAGAAAAUGUUUUGGCUGUAGCAGAUCAUGAGAUGGGCGGCACAACAGCAAUGGUGGACCAACCUGCUUUCCACAUCCGCUAUGAUGUACGUGUUAAUAUCAAGCUUUGGUGGAAAAGUAAAAUAUCAGGAGAACGAUGCAUUAAGAAUGUACUGGAUUUAACGGUCACAAUAGCUGGUAUGGCAGGAGGUGCUGCUGGGGUUUAUAUUGGAUCAGCAAUAGCAGGUCCUUUAGGAGGUCUGGUAGGGGGGUUUGCUGGUGGGUGGCUCUCUGCUGCGGGAAUGAGGUAUGUCUCUGAUUGGAUGACACAAAAUUUGUUUGGGCUACCAAAACAAAAAGCUCUGGAAAAUGCUUAUCGAUACUUGGGUGCGGAAACGACUGCUUCUAACGCAGAGGUGAACACCGCAUUCCGAAAGCUUGCUCUUAAACACCACCCAGACAGAGGAGGAAACGAAGAAAACUUUUUAACCCUUCAGUUAAAUAUGGCUGUAAUCAAAGAAGCUAGAGAGAAUUCUUAA
Molecule: messenger RNA, 1016 nt
Organism: Paramuricea clavata
Lineage: Eukaryota; Metazoa; Cnidaria; Anthozoa; Malacalcyonacea; Plexauridae
Source: the annotation of a GenBank genome assembly